AUGAGAGUGUCACUGAAGGCGAUCGUGAAAGUUAUCCAAUAUACCGAGUUUCGUGAAGAUGUUCAGAAUCAGAAGGCUGCCGACUCGUCCAAAAGACUUGCUGGACUAUGUGCUACAAUCGAUGAUGGAAUCUUGAGAGUUGGUGGUCGUCUAAAACACUCUAAUCUGCCUUUCGAUGCCAGGCAUCAAAUGAUCCUUCCCGGUCACCAUUUCGUAACUAAACUAAUCCUCCGCGCUCUUCACGAAGAAAAUCUUCAUGCCGGUCCUUCAGCCAUCCUUGCUAUAUCGCGUCAAAUGUUUUGGAUUUUAAAAGCGCGUUCUACAAUCCGAGGAGUUACUAGAAGCUGUAUCGCCUGCUUUCGAACGAAUCCUAAGAGAAUAACUCAAUUGAUGGGAGUACUGCCAGAACCUCGUGUAAACCCCGCUAAGCCGUUUGAAAAUACUGGAAUUGAUUUCGCUGGUCCUAUAGCAGUCAAAGAAGGCAAGUAUCGCCCGAAGAUUGUUAAAGGAUAUAUUGCUGUUUUUAUAUGUCUUGCAACCAAGAAUGUGCAUCUUGAGUUAGUGUCAAGUCUUAGUACUGAAGCGUUUCUUGCUGCACUUGAUCGCUUUGUGAACCGUCGAGGUAUGGUUAAGAGCAUUCUCUCUGAUAACGGUACUAAUUUCGUCGGCGCUUCUAAUGAACUUCGAGAGUUAUAUAAGCAAUUACGAUCUGAGACAAUGCAAGCCAAGAUCAAUGAUUUGUUGCUUCCGCGAGAAAUCCAGUGGUGCUUCAUUCUCCCAAGAGCUCCCAACUUCGCAGGCUUAGUAGAAGCUGCUGUGAAGAGCGUAAAAACUCAUUUGAAAAGGACAUUACAAAAUGCCAAACUAACGUUUGAAGGGUUUGCUACUUUAUUGACGCACGUUGAAGCCAUUUUAAAUUCCCGUCCAUUAUAUGCGGUUUCUGAAGACCCAAACGAUCCGCUGCCGAUUUCUCCAGCUCAUUUGCAGUUAGGAAGAGCUUUACAACCAGUUCCCAAGCCAACACUUUUGGAUGUUAACGAAAAUCGAUUAUCCCGUUGGCAAUAUUUGACGUUGCUCAGAGAUCACAUUUGGAAAAGGUGGUCAAAGGAGUACCUUUCUACGCAUCGGUCUAGAGGUAAAUGGGUCAAAUCCACUGCUAAUAUUGAACCAGGUAUGAUAGUUCUGCUGAUAGAAGAUAAUCUCCCACCGCUAUCCUGGAAGUACGGCAAGAUAGUGAAAACCUACCCCGGUCCUGACCAGCUUGUUCGAGUGGCCGAUGUAAAGACCGCUUCAGGUGUGUUUAAAAGAAGCAUUGCUAAGCUAGCUCCUUUACCAAUUAAGGACAAUGAUGAACUUCAAGAUUGUCUGGAUGCCGGGGUGCUAUCCACUCUUCAGUUUUGA
This is a messenger RNA of Sabethes cyaneus, 1401 nucleotides long. RefSeq lists its product as uncharacterized. Lineage: Eukaryota; Metazoa; Arthropoda; Insecta; Diptera; Culicidae. Gene Ontology annotation, biological process: DNA integration. The transcript has a single exon. The coding region runs from base 1 to 1401 and encodes 466 amino acids. Gene Ontology annotation, molecular function: nucleic acid binding. The record is from RefSeq and is a predicted model, not a curated record.